GAUUCUCUGCACAGACCUAGGCCGAGCAUGGCGGACACCAAGAAGAUGAGUUUGAAGCUUCUCGUUGACAAGAGAAACCAGACCGUCCUCUUUGCGGAAGCCGGAAAGGACUUUGUGGAUUUCCUUUCCCAUUGUCUGACUUUGCGCCUUGGAACUAUUGUGAGUCUUCUCCCCAAAGAAGGUGUGGCCGGCGGCUUACGAAAUCUACAUGCGAGUGUCGAGAAUCUCAGCGACAAAUCCGUUGAACGUAGAGAGAAUGAGUCUCUGCUGAAUCUCUUAGCACGGAGCUCCCGUCCGGAUGUUGUGCGCUUAUUGUUUCCUGAAGCUCCGUCUUUAGCACCAAUUGACUACUACACUUGCCCUCGCACUCCCAGUGGCUGUGUGACGGAUUCCCCUUCUACGAGAUGUCCUGGUUGCAACAAUAUGAUGAGCAAGAAACUGUCAUGGGUUGCUGGACCAGCUGGUGGCGCCGCA
Messenger RNA from Rhodamnia argentea, 474 nucleotides. RefSeq lists its product as uncharacterized. The annotation marks the transcript as partial. The record is from RefSeq and is a predicted model, not a curated record. NCBI's taxonomy places the organism in Eukaryota, Viridiplantae, Streptophyta, Magnoliopsida, Myrtales, Myrtaceae. The transcript is spliced from 2 exons.